AUGGGUGCGUCUGGUGUUACAGAUGAAGUGUCAGUGAUGGAGGGAGAUUCAGUCACUCUAAACACUGGUGUUCAAACAAACCAACAAGACAGAAUUAGAUGGUAUUAUAAUGACAUUUGCAUUGCUAAAAUCAAUAGAGAUCAGAGUAAUAUCUGUACAGAUGUUCAGUGUAAUGAAGGCACUGAGAGAUUCAGAGACAGACUGAAGCUGGAUCAUCAGACUGGAUCUCUGACCAUCAUGAACACCAGAAACACAGACUCUGGAGUUUAUCAACUACAGAUCAGCAGCGGCAGCAGCGACAGUGAAAAGACCUUCAGUGUUAUUUUAUAUGGUGUUUCUGCUGCUGAACGAGAUAAAGUGAAGAGAAAGUCAGUGAUGGAGGGAGAAUCUGUCACUUUAUACAGUGGUGUAAUGAGAAAACUGAAUGAUUCAAUAACAUGGUAUAUUAAUGAGAUUAUCAUCGCUGAAAUCAAUAGAGAUCUCAGUAAGAUCUGUACAGAUGUUCAGUGUAAUAAAGACACUGAGAGAUUCAGAGACAGACUGAAGCUGGAUCAUCAGACUGGAUCUCUGACCAUCACAGACACCAGAAACACAGACUCUGGAGAAUAUAAACUACAGAUCAGCAACAGCAGAUUCAGCAUCAUUAACAGCUUCAGUGUUUCUGUCACUGCUCCUCCAGGUUCAGGUUUAUCUUCAGCUGCUAUAGGAGGAAUAUGUGCUGUUGUUCUGUUUGUGGCUGCAGUCGCUGCUGGGAUUUACUGUCACCACAGAUCAAAACAAACAGGAGAUCUGAUGUCCCUUCAACCGACUGGCAAUCCACAGGAGCUAACGGGACGUCCACUGGUCAGACUGAUGGGUCACUGA
Messenger RNA from Rhinichthys klamathensis goyatoka, 864 nucleotides. RefSeq lists its product as uncharacterized. The record is from RefSeq and is a predicted model, not a curated record. The transcript has 5 exons. Bases 1 to 864 code for a protein of 287 amino acids. Lineage: Eukaryota; Metazoa; Chordata; Actinopteri; Cypriniformes; Leuciscidae.